This is a messenger RNA of Dreissena polymorpha, 639 nucleotides long. RefSeq names its product CXXC motif containing zinc binding protein-like. NCBI's taxonomy places the organism in Eukaryota, Metazoa, Mollusca, Bivalvia, Myida, Dreissenidae. The coding region runs from base 1 to 639 and encodes 212 amino acids. The transcript has 5 exons. The record is from RefSeq and is a predicted model, not a curated record. Gene Ontology annotation, molecular function: zinc ion binding.
AUGGAGCACAAGACGAACGAGAUCAACCGCAUCCCCUACAUGGAGCACAAGACCAACGAGAUCAACCGCAAUAUGACUGCAACCCUACAUGGAGCACACGACCAACGAGAUCAACCCAUCCCCUACAUGGAGCACAAGACCAUCGAGAACAACCGCAAUAUGACUGCAACCCUACAUGGAGCACAAGACCAACAAGAUCAACCCAUCCCCUACAUGGAGCACAAGACCAGCGAGAUCAAUUCUCCGCAUUCCCUACAUGGAGCACAAGACGAACGAGAUCAACCGCAUCCCCUACAUGGAGAGAGUGCUCCAUUGAAAGGUGGUCGCGGCCAUGCUAGUCUUGUGCUCAAAUGUAAACUGUGUUCAAGGGAAAACUCCAUAGAUAUCUUGCCAGACAGCAUCUCUUCAUAUAAUGCUGAGGACUCCAACCAGUUCGAGACUGUUGUCGUGUUUGACUGCCGAGGGGUAGAACCAGUGGACUUUUACCCAAGGGUUGGCUUCACAGCUGAGGGGGAGGAGACUGGCACACCGUACCCAGAGGUGUCAUUGACCGAGGGGGAGUGGGUAGAUUAUGAUGAGAAGAAAGGAGAAUCAGUUGGCAUCUAUGAGAUAGAACAAAAAUUUGUAUGUGUGAAAUAA